CAUCUGAAAACACUCAAGGACCAGUCAAAUGAAGGAAAAAGAAAGUCAGCUGUGCUCCUCCCCAGGCACAUCGAAUGGGAAGCGUCCGAAAGCCAGCGUUUGGCGAUGACGUAAGGGCAGGCACUUAAGCGACUUUUUGAACGGCGCUGGGACAGAACUGUGCAGACUUCCCUGGAGAGUGUGCAGACUUCACUGGAGAGUGAUCACACCAGCGGGACGGGGCUGUUUACGAGCUGCCGUCUAUGGGUGAUCGCACGUAACCAGGGACGAAGGAAAAUUUCAAGUUUUGAUUAUAGUAAUAUUCGUAGAAACUCGCGUGCAGGAAUUCGGGCACUUUGCUAAUUUAUUCUUCACCGCGAGUCGGGUGGGAUAGGGCACGGUGGCACGCGUGGAGGAAAGCUGGAUGGCUCGCCGUGGUCAAUCGCGAAGCUGAUUUUAACGUCUCAGCACUUUUUGAAACUCAGAAGAUCCGAGGAUCCACAAAAUUGCAUUUCUUUCUUUCUUUCUUUUUUUGGUGCAACAUUUCCAGCUGUUCAUUUUAAAGGAUGACGCUGUGUGUGCCUUUGAUGCAGUUUGCGGUAUUGGACCGUUGCUUCUGUUGUCGUGCAAUGGGGUAUGACUGACGAGUCUAAAAAGCGGCUGUGGGAAAAAAAAAGAAUUCCAUACUUUCUCUGCUGGCUCGUUAAUGCUGGAGACCGCUGCUAGGCGGCUUUCGGGUACUGAGCCACGGCGCCAAUCCAAGCACAAAGAGUGCAGUGAUUCCCUGAAUGGACUGAUGGUUACCCAUCUAUGAAAACACGCUUCCAAACUAGAUGCGCUGGCAAGCGGCGUGCAGCGAUGCAUUAGUGCUGCUGGAAAGCGCUGUUGCCUGCAGUUGUCUUUACUCUGUUAAGGAAAACCAUUUUUAAGUUAAAAAAAUGAUUUCAGAGGAAAGGAACAGUUUCAUAUCUAAGGAUGCCCUGACCUUCCCGGUGGGCAUACUCAUUAGCUCGCCAAAAAGACGACUGGCGAAGCUGGGGAGAAAGCCGAGCAAUAGCUCCAGCACAUCUGGCACCACCACGAGAUCAGCGGAGAGCGCCAGUGUGAGACAGCCGGCCAAGAGCAAGAUCCGGCGGCACAACAACCGGCUCUCCACGGUGUUUACCAGGAGCACCUCUAUGUGGGAGAGCUCUCAGGGCUACUCUGGUGUGGAGGGAAACAUGCUGGUGAAUGAUGACCCUUCUGAGCUGUCCAACCAGAUAUCCACCCCAGGCAUCCUCAAAGUCUUCGGCAAUGACAUCUGCAAAGGGGCCCAUUACAAGAGCGUGCUGGCCACCACUCGUUCCAGCGCGAAGGAGCUGGUCAAAGAGGCGGUUGAGAGGUACUGUCUGGACAAGGCCGCCGCUGGGGACUACGUGCUGUGUGACGUCAUCGGGCAUGUGGGCACAGAUCGGCAGUGGAAGACGGAGUGCUCGCGGGUGGUGGGCGACAACGAGAAGCCACUUAUGCUGCAGUCACUGUGGAAACCUAAGGAGGGCUAUUCCCGGCGUUUCGAGAUCCAGAGGCGGGCCGCCGUGGAGGAGCGCGACGCGAAGGAGGUGGACACCAUCACAGCAGGCAUAAACGCCCAGGCGCGUAAGCUGCAGAAGAUCCGAUCCCGGGUGGCUUCUGCCUUCGGCAGUAGAGGACGCAGGGGCGUCGGUGGUGACGGCGGCAGCGAUGCGGAUCGCAGCCCAGGCUUGUGGAGGAGCCUGAGCGAGAUGGACCUGCCCGCUGAAGGCGAGGAGGCGGUCUGGGAGUGCGGGACCCUGGCCAGGGGCCGCGUGGAGUCCGAGGCCGACAAGGAGACCUGCUGUCCGGGCGCGGAGAAGGAGGACACGGAAAGCAGCGAUGACAACGGCACGCAGUACUCCAUCCACCCGCCGUUCGACUUCCCCUACUUCCUGCUCCUGGAGGGCUACAGCUACAGCCAGGAUUUUCUCAUCUAUCUGAUCAGUGGGUCGGGUACCACCUUUGGCCGAUGCAGUGACUACUCGACAGGUGAAGAAGUGGAAAGACCAAACGUGGAUGUUCACCUUGUGGCACCAGACAUCCAGCCCCAGCACUGCUGCGUAAGGCGUGUGGAGGUCUCCGGCCUGGAGGACAGGAGGAAGGCCAUCACAGUGCUGAGUCCUUUCCAUGGUGCCCUCAUCAAGCGCAAUGGCAUCCUUCUAAAAGAUGAGGUUGAGCUCCAAUCUGGUGACCUGAUCCAUCUGGGAAGUCACUAUAUCUUCAUGUUUAAGGACCCAAUAGCCGCUCCAGAAUGCCAAACACGCCUCUGGUUAAGCAAGCCCCGCUGUGCCCGGACGGAGUCGGUCCUCUGUCACACAUGUGGCUCCUGUCUCACCGAGACCCAAAAGAGGCUACCGGGGUCGGAGAAUACCCCUCCCAGCCUCCAGGACACAGAUGGCCGAGAUCUCGUCUUGCAGUAUCCGCUGGAACUGGAAGAUCGUAUCCUUCAGGAGAUUAUCGCUAUGGCGGAUCCCCAGAGCGCCGAGCCCAAGCUGACUCCGGCAUUCCUGCUCUGCCUGUGCAUUCAGCAUUCGGCCACUCGGUGCCAGACAGCAGAACUGCGCCGCCUUCUCCUCCGGAUCGCAAGCCAAGUGCAAGUCGCUAUGUGGGAAAGGACCAAAGAGCUUGCAGCGAUACAGCCAGAAGUGGGUGCUAAUGAUGGGCAGCCAGAGUCAGCAGAAGUGCGCCUGCCCACCAUGGAUGAACUGAUCCCAGGCCUGCAGCCGCUGGUGCUGUGGAUGGCUAACUCCAUCGAGCUGCUUCACUUCAUCCAGCAGGAAGUACCCAGCCUGCUGCCGUGGAAUCCAGAAGGCCUGGUGGAUUCUGAUCUAUCACGGUCAGCUAUGGAGGAGUCAGUGACUGUCCUGGAGGAAGUCAUUAUGUUUACAUUCCAACAGUCAGUCUACUACCUCACUAAGACUCUCUAUGCAGACCUGCCCGCCCUGCUGGACAGUAACCCCUUCUCAGAGAGUGGACAGCUGGCGGAUCCUGAGGGCGUCAGCAGUGUCCUGGCCAUCCUAAAGCAGACCCUGCAGCUGCUCAACUCGUUCCAGGUGCACUCAGAGAUCACCUCCCAGCUUUUUGCCUACCUCUUCUUCUUCAUCAAUGCCUCACUCUUCAAUGCACUGAUGGAGAGAGGUUCUGGAGGUGGAUUUUACAAGUGGUCAAAAGGGGUUCAGAUCCAGGCUAAUCUGGACCUCCUUAUGGACUGGGUACAGGGCAUCGGGCUGAGUGACUUAGCGCUGGACUUCUUCCAGAAACUCUCCUCUGCUGUCAACCUUCUGGCCACACCCAAGGAGUACCUGCUGCAGGCCUCGUGGAGCUCAUUGCGGAGGGAAUUUCUGCACCUGAACCCAGCGCAGCUGCACCACAUACUGAUGGAGUAUGACCCAGGAAGGGUCUGCCCGGCUGGCUGGAAUCCCACUCCAGACGAAGCUGAUGCAGCACAGAGUACUGCUGAUGUCCUGGAGAGUUUCGAUAACCAUCCACCCCUAAUCCUACCAAGCACCAGCUUUCAUCUAGAGCUGGGGAAGUCCAUCAAACACUCCAGUCUGUGCAUGCAGUUGGGUAAACUGCAGGACAUCAUCCAGAGUCUCCAUACUGGAGUGUCAUCUGUCAACCCCAAGAAACCACUGCAGCCAGUGGAGCGAAGCCAGGCAGUAACUCCAGAAUCCUCUGUGGAGGCAGAUGUUUCUGAAACGGGAGCCGCCCCAAGAAAAGAAGAGCCCCCAGACCAAAUGUCAAAGGCACCUAGCACUGGCACUGGGGAUCUGACCUCUUGUGAGGCAGUUCUGACCUAUAAGCUAAAGAAUCUGGAGCUGCAGAACAGCCUCUGCACAGACGCAGACCCGAGCUGCAGUAAACGCCUGGCCUUGGACCCCUCUUGUCUGCUAACUCCACCCAACACACCUCAAGGUCAGGAGCUGGCAGAGGCUGAGGCUGUCUUGCACACACUGGGAACCAGCCAAGAACUCAUUCAUCAUAAAGCUGAAGAGGACAGCCAUACUUCUCACUGUGUUGAGAGGAGUGAAGGAGAGGAAGAUGAGGAGGAAGAAGUGUUUACCGUGGAGCUGCAGAGGGGUCCCCAUGGUCUUGGUUUGGCCCUUGUGGAUGGAAUGAAAACAUCACUGAAAGUGAGUGGGAUUUAUAUCAAGUCAGUGGUUCAGGAAUCUCCCGCUGCUCAGUGUCAGAAACUGAGUCAGGGCGAUCGCAUCCUGGCUGUCAAUGGCUUGAGUUUGGUGGGAAUGGACUACACCAGUGGUCGGGAUCUCAUCCGGACGGCAGGGGACAGGCUGCGACUGCUGGUAGCUAAAUCAGAGCUGUGUAGCAGGAGCUCGCCUGCUAAAUGCUGAGGGGGGGUUGGGGUGUGUGUGUGUGUGUAUGAGACUUCCAACUGUCAAGGACCAGCGAAUGCUCUUGGAGACUUGGUGGGGGGGGGGGGUGUCUUGUUAUCAAAGGAAAAUGUCAAGAUAAUAGACUGUUUCAAGUUCCCUAGGGAAGUACCCUAAAGACACUUGGGUUAAUAAACUGCUGGAGGAAAACGUCUUCUCUCAAAGAGGAUAUUGUGUUUUUUCCACGGUCUGCUUCACUUAAGAACACCAUUGCCUUUCAUUUAAUUUCAUUUCAACCUUUGCAUCUUAUGGGUUUUAUAAGUUGUGGCCAAAAGCUCAAGUUUUUGAAACUUAACAUGAAAUACUACUAUGUAAUUAUGAAUCCAGAAUUAUGAAAUUCUUCACGGGAUUGCUUUGAUUGCAUCAGGGACACCGGGACAUACCUGGAAUCCAAUCUCGAAGACGGAGCAGAAGCCAAAAAUACUUGCAUAAUUUCUGCUGUAGCCUAAAGAACCAGCCUUUCUUGUGUUUGAUACCUUUCCAUCUGAACUACAAUAUAUUACUGUAUAAAUAAUAUAUUAUCUGUACAAUAUAAAAUGUACUUUGUAUUUAAUACAGCUAUAGCAAUAUGUCAGUAUACCUAAUGUGUAACUGAAAGAUUAUUUCAGUUAUGAAGAAUACUAUUAAAUCCUGAUACAGCUGAAGAUGGGUAAAGUGAAAUUCAGUUACGGCCAUGGCAGGAUUUACACCUUAAUCUGUGUUUUAUAUCUUUUAUGUCAGAACAUUAUCCGUAGUAUUAUUGAUAAAUUAAAACGUGUUCUACUGUUUUAAGGGAAAAAACAAUAAAUCAGUACACUAGUGCCUCACAGUGAGGCAACACUUCUCCAAUUGCCUCUGACCUAGUGAUUUUUAACCCCGUAUUGUGAAAUAGAUUGCAGCACUAAAAGUGUCUUUUGUACCUGAAAUUGCAUUUUUGGGUAAUAUAGUCAGAUGUACAAUUGAUUUUGGGCAAAGGGGUACUUUAAAAUUAAGCUUUAAAAUACUGGCUAAAAUAUGAGCUUCUUUUAAAAACAAACGGCUUUCAGUACUUUGGUACAGAAAGAGCUUACCUUGCUAGUUUUAUUGCCCUGUCAUCUAGGCAUCUACCAAGAAUCACUUCACAUAAAAACAAAAUUUAAAUGAUGAGUUUAACUUAUCUGUAUCUGUCAAAAUUAAAUGUUUUGUUAAGAUAUUUUUAGAAAAUCAAUAUUGAGGCUCCAGAUCAGCUGAGGGUUGUUAUUGUGUAUUCUCAUUUUGCCAUUUAACACUUUACCUUGUUUUUUUUUUACUAUCCACUGCAUUGUCAUAGUUCUCUGUCAAUAAUUGUAUGCUCUUGGUCAAUAUAGAUGAAUGCAUCCAUACAGGCACACAGGAAAUGUAAAUAACUUGUCAAACUGGAAAUACCAUAAGUAGAAUGUUUGUGUAAAUUUCAAAAGAAGCCCUUCAUUGUUACCAGUAAACAGUGUUGAUUGGAAAUUACAUUUACAAAUGUCCGUGUGUGCGUGUUUAUGUGUGCAAGUACCUGUUGAACAAUCUUUUAAACCUUUCCUAAUGUGACCAGACUGGAUAGCUCAAAAUGUAUCUUUGCAAUAAAAUAACUGUUGUUGUGUUUUGGUA
Messenger RNA from Paramormyrops kingsleyae, 6017 nucleotides. It is a transcript of the gene radil2b, whose product is annotated as Ras association and DIL domains 2b. NCBI's taxonomy places the organism in Eukaryota, Metazoa, Chordata, Actinopteri, Osteoglossiformes, Mormyridae. Gene Ontology annotation, biological process: signal transduction; angiogenesis; regulation of GTPase activity. Gene Ontology annotation, cellular component: cell-cell junction. Gene Ontology annotation, molecular function: GTPase binding. The record is from RefSeq and is a predicted model, not a curated record.